Molecule: messenger RNA, 2283 nt
Organism: Alternaria hordeiaustralica
Lineage: Eukaryota; Fungi; Ascomycota; Dothideomycetes; Pleosporales; Pleosporaceae
Exons: 5
Coding region: 1-2283 (760 amino acids)
Molecular function (GO): oxidoreductase activity
Source: RefSeq, a predicted model, not a curated record
AUGUCUCAGCCGAAGAUUACAUUCUACGUGGACAUUGUGAGCCCGUUUGCCUACAUUGCUUUCCACGUCCUCAAGAAUUCAAAGGCCUUCAAACAGGUCGAGGUGCAAUAUGUGCCGAUCCUGCUUGGGGGUUUGAUGAAGGUCUGUGGGAACACACCGCCGCUGAACAUUAAGAACAAAGACAAGUGGAUCAAUACGGAGCGCCAGCGCUUGUCGAAACAGUUCAACGUGCCCAUCCUGCAAGAUGCUCUGCCUGGCUUCCCUGUCAGCACAUUGCCCAUCCAGCGCGCCCUGGUAUCUCUCUCGCUCUCUCACCCACAAAAGCUUGAACGCGCAAUAGAGCUCUGCUACGAAAAUUUCUGGGCGCACUGGAACGACCCGACUAAGCCGGAGAAUCUGCAGGCUAUCCUUGGGACUGUUUUGGGCAGUGACGAAGAGGCGCAAAAGGUGAUCGCGAGGACGAAGACCGAAGAGGUGAAGCAGGCUCUGGGCGGAAACACUACCAAGGCGUUUGAAGACGGCGCCUUUGGGCUGCCAUGGUUUGUCGGUAAGCGCAGAAUUGGUGCUCUGUCGGAUAAUCAGAAAGUGAUUGUUGACCAUGUGCGACAGCUACCAACGCGAGAGGAGAGACCGAGGGGUACUGGGGCGUCGAUCACAUGGAUCCAGUCUACUGAAGAAAUGGAUUACUACCGACAAAAUGAACUCCCCGAGACGGUCAAGCGUUACAAGACCUACACCGACCAAUUCCAAGCGUGGUUGCUCCAGACAGCCUUCCAACGUGGCGUGGAGAUUGCAAAUGUGGUUGCAGACCAGGCUAAGAAGAAAAAGAACAAGAAGGGCUACAGAAUACCGCUACAGAAACAGGAGCAGCUCGUCAACGCCAUAGCCGCUACGAGCAUUCCGCUCGCGGACACCAGUGGUAUCGACGACCUGGGAGACGCUAUCCGGUCAAGGAAGGAGGUAACGCAAUAUCACAAACAAAAUAACACGGCGGACCUGGGUCAUGAAUACUUCAAUGGCAGCUUAGAAGCGCUCAUGGCGGUGCUGAAGGAUCUUGUCCCCGGUAUCAAUAAGGCUCGAAACGGCAAGACUGACACGUCUACCCUUGUCUUCAUCCAGUUUCCCGCCGAGUCCAACAAAAGCCAAGACGAACAGGACGAUUUACUUGAGAAGAUGCGGAAGCGGGACCAGGUUGACAUGGAUGACGGCAGCCAGCAGCAGCAGCCUCUGACUUCCAAGACGAAGACGAAGGCGCCGAUACCAGAGGAGAACCUGCUGACUGCAGAGGAAGAACAGUUGCGCCGUGACUUUCUUGUACUCUGCUUCCUUUACAAGUUCAACCGCAUACGGGCUGUCGUCUACGAGGUGUGGGUCACUUACCAUGAGGGCCAUGUCAAUGCGAUGACCGCAGCGCUAGUGACCGACCUAGCCCAGGAUCAUUUGCACCAGAACGUCAAGGCACUGAUGGAGGAGCUCGAUUUGUUACCAGGAGACCUGGCCAUACUCAUCCGUCAGCUUUUCGAUACGAUCAAAGCAGCUCCCAACACUGGAGUACAGAACGCAGCAACACCGCUCACUGAAAAGGCACUGCAUCACCUGUUUUGUCUGGAUGAUGCUGCCGUCUUGAUCAAGAGCUACGUCACGAAUAAGCGCCCGAUGAAGGACAGUAUUGGCAACGACAUCCAGGAGCACCCUCUCAUGAUAUUCUUGAGGUUCUUCGACGUUAUUCGCAAGGGCAACCUCAAGCUUCCAAAGUGGGAUCACUUUACCGCAGAGAUGCUGUUGCAUCAGAGUACAUCACAAGACUACCUACCCUUCGGCCUUGCCAUUGUUCUCGACAUCCAAGAGGCAGUGCGCGACGACUGUCGUCGGAUGCUACGCGACCUCACCGAGCACGGCUUAGACAUCGCCAGAUGUAUCCGUUGUCAUGUCGACUACGAAGACCGCAUGUGGGCCAAGGGAACAAAGCCUGACUACAUGUGCAAAGAAGAGAUCAAGUUCAGUACCCUCCUGUUGAAGCCUCUAGACAGGCUGUUGGACUGGCUGCAAGAUGUUCUGAAUUCGCGAGAAGUGCCGAUGGCUGCUAGCGUCUUCAUCACCGUUCAUUCGACGCUCGCGGGACUUUCAAUGUGGCACUACAACCAGAUCUACCACCAUACUACCAUUACCAAGAUACAGUGGUUCAUCAAUGGCCUCGCUCACCUCUACAACGCCGCCUGCCAAAUCGGCGGUCUGAACAUCCAGUGGCCAGACCUCGACUAUCUGAUCAAGAUGCAUGGGUAA